Trametes versicolor FP-101664 SS1 is the source of this 1122-nucleotide messenger RNA. Its product is annotated as NADH:flavin oxidoreductase/NADH oxidase. Gene Ontology annotation, molecular function: FMN binding; NADPH dehydrogenase activity. The record is from RefSeq and is a predicted model, not a curated record. Lineage: Eukaryota; Fungi; Basidiomycota; Agaricomycetes; Polyporales; Polyporaceae. The transcript is spliced from 6 exons. Bases 1 to 1122 code for a protein of 373 amino acids.
AUGUCCUCCUCGAACACCCCCGCCUUGUUCCAGCCGAUCCAGGUCGGCGACAUCAAGCUCGGCCACCGCGUCGUGCUCUCGCCGCUCACGCGUAUCCGCGCCAACGGCGAGCACGUCCACGGCGACCUCGCGCUCGAGUACUACAAGCAGCGCGCGAGCGUGCCCGGCACGCUCCUCAUCACCGAGGCGACGUACAUUUCGCCCCAGGCCGGCGGCAUGGCCAACGUGCCCGGGAUCUACAACGACGCGCAGAUCGCGGCGUGGAAGAAGAUCACCGACGCCGUCCACGAGAAGGGCUCGUACAUCUACUUGCAGCUGUGGGCCCUGGGCCGUGCGGCGCGUCCCGCGUCGCUGCACGAGGAGAACCCGGACUACCCCUACGUCUCGGCGUCGCCCAUUGCGCUCAGCACCAGCCCCGAUGACGUCCCCAGGGCCCUGACCAAGGAGGAGAUCAAGCAGUACAUCCAGUGGUACGCGACCGCGGCCGCCAACUCGGUCCACAAGGCGGGCUUCGACGGUGUCGAGAUCCACGGCGCCAACGGCUACCUCAUCGACCAGUUCCUCCAGGACGUCUCGAACAAGCGCACGGACGAGUACGGCGGCUCGAUUGAAAACCGCGCUCGGUUCGCCCUUGAGGUCACCGAGGCCGUCGUUGCCGCCGUCGGCCAAAGCAAGACAGCGAUGCGUCUAAGCCCCUGGAGCUUGUACCAAGACAUGCGUGAGGAGAACCCCAUCCCCACCGUCACGUACCUCGUCGAGCAGUACAAGAAGAAGUACCCCAACUUGGCGUACAUCCACGUCGUCGGCCCCGGUGGGCCUGGCAGCAAGGGCCCUGACAAUGAAGAGGACACCCACUUCGUCCAGAAGCUGUGGGCGCCCCGCCCGGUCAUCACCACGGGCGGUUACGACCGCGAGUCCGGCAUCAAGGUCGCUGAGGAGACUGGCCAGAUCGUCGGUUAUGGCCGUGCCUUCCUGUCGAACCCGGAUCUGCCGUUCCGCCUGCAGAACAACAUCAAGCUGAACGACCCCGAGUACGACUCAUUCUACCUGCCGAUGGCCGCCAAGGGUUACACCACGUACCCGUUCUCGGAGGAGUUCUUGAAGACGCAGCCCAAGGCUUGA